Molecule: messenger RNA, 596 nt
Organism: Acomys russatus (golden spiny mouse)
Lineage: Eukaryota; Metazoa; Chordata; Mammalia; Rodentia; Muridae
Gene: Pla2g12a
Product: phospholipase A2 group XIIA
Exons: 4
Coding region: 1-579 (192 amino acids)
Biological process (GO): phospholipid metabolic process; lipid catabolic process; arachidonate secretion
Cellular component (GO): extracellular region
Molecular function (GO): calcium ion binding; A2-type glycerophospholipase activity
Source: RefSeq, a predicted model, not a curated record
AUGGUGGCCCCGCGGCCGGCGCCCGUCCUGGGCCCCGCGCUCCUCCUCCUGUUCCUGCUGGCCACGGCGCGCGGCCAGGAGCAGGAUCAGACCACCGACUGGAGGGCUACCCUCAAGACCAUCCGCAACGGCAUCCACAAGAUCGACACGUACCUCAACGCCGCGCUAGACCUACUGGGCGGCGAGGACGGGCUCUGCCUCUACAAGUGCAGCGACGGAUCGAAGCCUGUUCCACGCUAUGGAUAUAAACCGUCCCCACCAAAUGGAUGCGGCUCUCCAUUGUUUGGUGUUCAUCUGAACAUUGGCAUCCCUUCCCUGACAAAGUGCUGCAAUCAACACGACAGGUGCUAUGAGACCUGUGGGAAAAGCAAGAACGACUGUGACGAGGGCUUCCAGGACUGCCUCUCCAAGAUCUGCCGAGGUGUACAGAAGACGCUAGGGCUCACCGAGAACAUUCAGGCAUGUGAAACAACGGUGGAGCUCCUGUUUGACAGUGUCAUACAUUUAGGCUGCAAGCCAUACCUGGACAGCCAGCGAGCUGCCUGUUGGUGUCGAUAUGAGGAAAAAACAGAUCUGUAAAGAAGACACUGACGGUC